UUUGAGUACAAUACUCAUUGAAUAACCAAGUACUUUCCGUGUAUUAAUGAUUAUUAAUGACAACAAAACCUUUUGUUCUUGACCCUUUUUUUAUGGCUAAAUUUACAGCCCUACGUAUGGAGGAGUCGACAUUUUUCACAAAUUUUCCAGGUUGACGCACUUAUUGGUUACCCACUAGACCGGCAAACACAGACCAAAUUGGACUAAUUAGUAGGCCCAACAAGAUAGCUUCUUGGGCCCAAAGUCCAAUUCCCCUGGGCCAUUGGAGAUGAAGACAACUACAGAGCCCAAGACCAAUUUUCUAGGAUUCAAAACCCAACCCCCAACUGCCUGACCUUGGUUCCAUAGCCCACAGUUUUUCUUAAGGUGCCAGAUCAGAUGAUCCAUUUCACCUAGCACAAGUUCCAGAUCAGUACCCAAGUUGCUACGAAGACUUUCACGCGUGGACGAAUCCAAACGCGCCUUUUUGCAAAGCGACGUAAAAUAAUUUUAAAAAAUAUAUCUAGAAAAAGAUGAUCGGACCGUGUAGAUGUCACUCACAUAGUACAUACCUGGACCAGUGGCGCCAGAUUUCAUCUUGUCCGUCCGUUCCCCUGAUCAUGCGUAAUAUCAAUGGUGUUGGACCCAAACAUACGAGUCAAACGACCACAAGGAAGUCUCCUGGCACCCGGCAAAUCUAAAUACUGUUGGCGAAAAGCCGCUGGGACGGUGUCUUUUUGUUCACGUCAUCACCAAAACCGUGUGCUCGCCACCCCCCGAAUUUGAACCAGGGCCGUCGAUUCAGCCUCACCACCUCUUUACAUAAACAUCCGAAGCCACAUCUCCGAAUUCCGAAACGAAGAACCGCAGCGACCGAAAUAUUCGAAAUGUGUAAAUCAGCCGAUAUUCACGGAUUCCACCGAGAUGAGCGUGAUCGCUUGAAAAUCAGAGGCUUCUAUCUUCGAUUAUCGGUUUCGGACUGGAACAAAUCCGUUCCCGACUCGCUCACUCUCGUCUACCUCCCUCGUAUCAACGGAAGCCCUCUCGAGGUCGCCGAUUCGAAGAUCCGGCCGGAUUCCGCCUCGUUUGUGACUCUCCACCGGAUCGUCUCCGCCGAUGCAGUUUUCGCGAGCAGAGAACGAGUGAGAACCAGCGAAGGCGUCCGAUUCGAGGUAUACAUGAAUGAGGAGAAGGUUCUAAAAGGAAUCUUCAGGAAAGACGAGAAGGAUGAAUGGAAAAUGGAGUGCAGAUGCGCUCUCGAGAACGGCUCCGCCAGAGUUUCUGUGUCGGAGGUGGAGGUGUGCGUGGCGGUAGAGGGCCACGUGGCUAUGAGCGAGAUGGUGGAGAUGGCGGUGAAGAGGAAGGCGAAGGCGAGAGCCAUUCAGCCGUUGGAGGAAAUUCCAGAGGAGAGAGAAGUGGAGACUGAAUCGGACGGCUGCAAUUGCUUUUGUGAAGAGGAUGAAGAAAAGGAUUACGAAUCAGACGGUGGAGAUUGCGAAGUGAAUAGCAAAGAAAUGGAAAUGGAUAUCGAAGGAUUUGGAUGGGCCGUGGAUUUGGGAAUUUGGGUGAUGUGUUUAGGAGCUGGCUACUUGCUUUCCAGGGCUUCUUCUAAAAGCCUACGACGAAGAAGAAUAUUGUGAUGUUUUUUUUUCUUUCUAAGCACUAACACUAAAGUUUUGAUGCUUAAUCUUUUGUUACGAGUAUUACCACUCGAAAUCAAUUUUCCCCCUUCAUUAUA
This is a messenger RNA of Vitis vinifera (wine grape), 1717 nucleotides long. RefSeq lists its product as uncharacterized. The transcript has a single exon. Lineage: Eukaryota; Viridiplantae; Streptophyta; Magnoliopsida; Vitales; Vitaceae. Bases 867 to 1619 code for a protein of 250 amino acids. The record is from RefSeq and is a predicted model, not a curated record.